This is a messenger RNA of Arachis ipaensis, 591 nucleotides long. The record is from RefSeq and is a predicted model, not a curated record. NCBI's taxonomy places the organism in Eukaryota, Viridiplantae, Streptophyta, Magnoliopsida, Fabales, Fabaceae.
AUGAAUCGGUUUGGUUGUAGCCAAGUAAGGCAAAAUAAGGUGAGGGCAGAGAGAUGGUGGUGGUUGGUGCGGCGGUGCUGGGGGGAGCACGGCGGCGCGGUGGUGGAGCAGGGGCGGUGGCAGGGGCUUCGGGUUGGGGUUAAUGGUGGAGGGGGUAAGGUUAGAAGGGAGGUAGGUGAGGGUUGUGGUGGUAGGAGGCGGCGUUGUAAGAACAGAGGUGAGGGCAGAGAGAUAGUGGUGGAGACGCGGCGGCACUGGGAGGGAGCACGGCGGUGCAGUGGUGGAGGUUGGGGUUUGGGUUGGAGGAGGUGGAGAGGAAGGAAGAAGGGGGCGAGGGUUGUGGUGGUGGGAGGCGGCGCUGGUGGCGGGGUGGUCGGGGCUGGCCGCGGUGGGGGGGCAGCGGUGGUUGAGAGGGGUGGAAGAGAGGGAAGGGAAGAAAGAAGAGAGGGGGGUGGGUGUCGCAGCGGGUUUUGGGUGGUCGGGGGUGGUGCAGUGGUCGCGGUGGUCGGAGCUGGGUGGUUGGGUGCGGUGGUGGUGGUUGCAGAGGAGGGAGGGAGUUGCAGAGAAGAGAAGAAGAAUGGGGGGUUAUGA